Molecule: messenger RNA, 3671 nt
Organism: Podarcis raffonei (Aeolian wall lizard)
Lineage: Eukaryota; Metazoa; Chordata; Lepidosauria; Squamata; Lacertidae
Exons: 9
Coding region: 79-2307 (742 amino acids)
Source: RefSeq, a predicted model, not a curated record
CAAUUCCUUGGGAGGCGCGUCCUCCUGCUGUUGUCAUAGCGACCACAGAACGCCUUCCCGGCGCUGAGGGCUGAAGCGAUGGCGGCGCUGCUGGGGGGCUCCGUGUCCCCCCGGGGACUGGCCCGCUCGGUGGCCCACAGGCUAAAGUAUUAUGUUGAUGUACAAAGAAAAGAAGAUUCCUUCGAUUCAUCUGGAAUCAUCCAUGAUGAGACUGAAAGUUUGCGUUUGCAUCCAGCAUUUUUGAUGAAGCAGAAGGAAAACCGGGAGCUGGAACAUAAUUUUGCUGAGAUUAAAUUGGAAGCAUCCUUACGUGCCUUUAUGGGGAGCACUGAAGAAUGCAACAGAAAAUUGCAGAAAAGCCCAGAAAAGCAAAAGGAUUUGGAAAAGCUUAUUAAAAAGAUGGCCCAAGAUUACAUACCUGAUAGAACAAACGAGGGCAAAGCAAAAAGUACAAAAAGGCAGGAAAAUCUGCAGAGCACACCCUCCAGACUACAUAUAACUACUACUCCAUGUAUGGCACCAGAAGUACGGAGACUCAUUUCAUCGGCUUCCAAGCUAAUCGUGGCUGCUACUUCUGAAGCCUCUCCGAGAGAAAUGGGAACAAUUCAAGAUGGCUUUUCAACCUCAAAGAGAAAAGAAGCAAAAAACAUUCAAAGUUUGGACAGUGGCAGCAAGGCAGGUCUUUCCUCCACACAUUCUCACAAAGAUGAAGCAAGAAGGGUUAAACGAAACGGCGAAGGGAAAAAAUGGAAAGAGGUGAAGAGAUCAUUUGAAACGUCAAGCACUUCCAACAACUCCAAGAAAUCUAACAGGCCUUUUUUGAAAAUUCCCCCUAAACCAAGUGAUAUAAGCUCAGAUGAUAGAAGGUCCAUAGCUCUAUGUUUGCAAACUGGACAAAACGAAGCAUUUAGGAAAGGUAUACUUAGAAGCAGAACCUCCUCAGCAGUGUCUGAACACCAAGAUAAGCAGUCAAAUGCUCGAUGGAAGAACUUUUCACCCACUCAGCAAUUUGCAGAGAAUUCUGCUGGACCUUCCAAUAAACCACUUAAAAUCAAAAGGCAAGAGUCAUCUCUCAGACCCACUGAAACAGUCCCAAAAGUUAAGAGCUCUCCAGCAAGCAAGUUUUUGAAUACAAGACCGAUCCAGAGUUCCAGGAGUAAUCGAGAAGAAAAAAGACGCAACACAAAGUAUUCUGCAAAAUCGACCGCUGAAGUGAUAAGUAACCAGAGUUUAAUGUCCAUAGAAAAGACUCAGAAGCAAUAUGAUCCCACGCCGAUUUCUGGGUGGUUUUUUAAAGGCCAAGGCAAUCAAAUACACAGCCAAGGUGAUCAGAAAAGCAAGCUUGUGGAAAACUCUGAAAGUGACUGGCCUCAAAAUGAGCAAAAGUGGUGUGUUUUAGUAUCAAGGAACCCUGAAGGCCGCCAGGUUCAUUUUCAAACACUUCAAGAGGAGUCCAUUCCUGGCACCGCUGCUUGGGAACAACCUUCUUUGGAAAGUUGUAGCCGGCAAAACCUAAGAAGCCCUGAAGAUGCAACUCAGUCAAUUGCCACCAAUAAAGUAUCCACUGGGAUUGUGGCAGGUCUUCAAGAGGAUCAGAACAAUGACCAUAUCCCCGUGGUCCAGCGUGAAUCGCAUUUUCUGUAUCAAGUGUGCCAGGAAAUGGAUGAAGAUGUACCACCAAGUUUAACUAUGAAUAGGUCUAUGACUACAGAUGGAAAUGUCAGAAACCAAAGUACACACCAUCUUUUAGACCAGCUCUUCUCUUCAGAGGAAGAAGGGGAGAGCUAUGCCAUUGAGGACCCUGCCAAUACCACACAGAUGCAGGAUGUUACUUUAGCAGAGUCCCGGGAUAAGCAAAUGAUGUCUCUCCCAUCAGUGACACCAGGUGCUUGCAGGUGUUCAGAACGACUGAGUUACUGUGUGUGUCAAGCUCCUGAAAAGCCAUGUCUGGGACCCCCUGUUAAAACCGCAACUAUUUUAGAAAGACUGGAAAGUGAGCAGUCGGAAGAAGAAUUCACCAUUUCAUCUGCCUCUAGCAGCCUGAGUGCCAGAUCAUUAACUGGCCUAUGUGAACAGAUGAGCAGAAACAGCAAGGAGGAAAACAACACUGACCCUAGCAUGGAACUUCUUGUUCAGAAACUUCGGAAGGUGAUGCCAGAAGAGACCACCACAUGUCAAGAUAGGUUCUGUCAAGAAAGCAAAAAGCCAAGUUCUCCCACUGAGAUGAGAAGAGACUUGGAUCAUGGAACUGAGGGUGCCUGCGUCAAUCAAAUAGUUUAUUUUUCGCACUUCCCCCAGUCGUUUUAGUGCAGAUCCCCAACUCCAAGAGGACCACGUUAAUUGUUGCCUCAUCUUUCUUCAUCAUAAAAAAGGCAUGGUAGCCAUCGCUCUUUUUUACUACUCUGCUUGCGAUUGUUUAAUGCAUUAAUUGCUAUGUUCAUGGAAAUCAAAUCAGUAGCAUUAAGAUCUCAAAUGCAUUUUUCUCCCAAUGCCUCUCCAAUUUCAGUGACUGUCUGCUCAGGCUGAUGCUUGCGUCAGGUAUGAAUAGAGUGCCGUUUUAUUUUUGUAAUCUCGACAGCUGAUAAAAUCACCCACCUGAAACGAAAAAAGCUGUUUCCACUGUGGGAAUCUUCUUAAAAGAUUGAAAGAACAACUGACCUCUAAACAAAAUCUGCCCAUAAUGUCCAUAGACUCUUGAAAUUGACGGGACUGAGCUCUGAUUUUUUAAGACAGUUUAAUCCCCAGUGUUGAAAGAUUUUGAAAUUGUCAUUUUAAGAAGAGCCCUGCUGGAUCAGAACAAAGGUCUGUAUAGUCCCAAUAACCAACAGAUGCCUCUCACGAAGACUGCAAGCAGGAGAUGAGCAGAACUCCCAACCAUUGUUUUCCAGCAACUUGUACUCGGAGGCAUGGUGCCUCUGAACCUGGAGCUUGCAGAUUGCCAUCACAUCUAGAAACCACUGACAACAUUACCCUUUAUGAAUCUCCCUCCCUUUUUAAAAACCAUCUAAAUGGAUGACUCUCAACAGUAUCAAAUCUGAUAGUUCAACAAUGCACUGUGUGAAGUUCUUCUUUUCAGACCAGUGGUUCUCAAGGGGUGUGGCAGGAAAGGAUGGCAAGUAUUGCAGGAAGAUUCAAGGACAAUCAAAGAAACAUUUAAACAUUUCAGAGUAUCAUAGUUGAAAACUAUUUUUUUGGAGGGGGGGAGGAUAUCUAUCCAUGUCUCUCUUCAAAAGCAUUGCCUAUUCUUCUAGUUCUUUACGACAUAUUGUUGUGAACAGGGUCUUCCGAAUAUUAAAGAUCAGAAAAGAGAAAGGCUUCCUUGUGUUGAGGAGAUGAAUUUGUCUCAAAUUAGACCCAAUAUCAAGGAGAUUACCCAGCAAAAGCAAGUUCACACCUCUGAGUUUGUAUACAUACUUAAGGUGACCAUCCAGGGGUCCUUUACCUUUUCUAAAAAAACAUACUUAAGGUACAUAUGUAAGAGGCUCAUUUAUAAUUAUAUUUUGGGAAUGAUUCAAGUUCUUAUGUAGCUGUGUUGUUUAAUAUCUUAUGAACGUCCCAUGGUCAUAUUAUAAAGUAAUUGUGUUGUAUGUUAUAAAUCAAGCACUGCUAGGAGUUGUUUCUUUUUGUUUUCCAAUGUAUUCCUUAUCAAUAAAAAAAUUGGUGUGGCACAA